Gilbertella persicaria is the source of this 1191-nucleotide messenger RNA. RefSeq names its product senescence-associated protein-domain-containing protein. NCBI's taxonomy places the organism in Eukaryota, Fungi, Mucoromycota, Mucoromycetes, Mucorales, Choanephoraceae. The transcript has 5 exons. The coding region runs from base 383 to 1147 and encodes 254 amino acids. Gene Ontology annotation, biological process: cell division. The record is from RefSeq and is a predicted model, not a curated record. Gene Ontology annotation, cellular component: plasma membrane.
CUUUUUUUUUUUUUUUAUUUCCUGAUGACUAUUUUACCUAUUACACCUGCUCCUGAACAAAUUGAUGCAGCAGCUUUAGCUUUUCUAUGUCUUGUGGAUAAAGUCUCGGUUUCUAGUCUUUAUGAAGGUCAAUUAUCACAUUUAGGUGAAGGAAACGUGGUUGCUUCUAUCACUUCUGACCCAGAAGCAGAACAACAACUGUUAUUACUCCAAUUUAAAGAUGUGAAAGACAAUGAAAAGGCAAGCAUCGUACUGGUUUCUCGAUCCAAAGCUUGGUUAGAAGGUGAACGUACCUUGGUUUUUCCUAAAGCACAAGGAGGCUUAUGGAAACUAGACUGCAGAUGUCCUUACUUAUUUUAUUAAAUAUGAAAACCGUCAUCAAAUGAAGAACACAUUGGCCAUGGUCAAUCCUGUUUCGUGUGAAGUUACACAAGUCGUUGCAAGUCAUGUUGAGUUAGAUCGGUCUGAAUCAGAAAGUAUCUUGGAUGAAGAAGACUUUAUCACAUCUGAAGAAAAUAAGCAAGGACAGAAGCUACCAGUGUAUGUCGAUAGCAAGCUACCUAAGGAUGACAUUGAUCCUCAUAAAGUAAGAAAAGUAAAAUUACUUUAUCACUCUGGUAAUGCUAUGGUAACUGGUUCUGACUGGAUUGCGCAUGCACUUGUUCUCGCUGGUCAAGCACUAGCAAGAGGAAUCACAAGUGGUGGUCAAAUGCUUCAAGAUAAAAUUGAGCCUAACCCUACACCUAUUCGUCUCAGUCAGGGAGAAAAGAAAGCAUUGGAAGUAUUCUACAAAACAACACAUACAGCAACUCAGGUAGCAGCAGGACUAGUAGACAUGGCUGUCAAUUCAGCUCUAUCAGGACUCAAUGCAAUGGUAUACAAAGACCAACAAUUACAAGAACAACAACCUGUUCAAAAUGCAUCUCGACAUUUUGGCAUCUCUGCAUUACAAGCAGCUGUCAAAGUAGUAGGAGGUGCUGCUUCGGCUGCCUCUAUGGUUCUUGUGUCUUCACGUGAUAGCAUUGUUCAGAUGAUUCACAAAAAAUAUGGAACAGAUGCUGGGUUUGUGGCUGAAAAGACGAUUGAGGUAUUUCAAGAAGAGUUAUUCUUGAUGGUGCAAGUAGAAUAUCGUCCUCUGCUAGUUUAAAACAGCCUGAGAAAGAAGUUGUUUUUGAAAACGAAUGGUUAGAA